Molecule: messenger RNA, 2302 nt
Organism: Struthio camelus australis
Lineage: Eukaryota; Metazoa; Chordata; Aves; Struthioniformes; Struthionidae
Gene: STC1
Product: stanniocalcin 1
Biological process (GO): intracellular calcium ion homeostasis
Cellular component (GO): extracellular region
Molecular function (GO): hormone activity
Source: RefSeq, a predicted model, not a curated record
CCCGUCCGGAUCCACAUCUUCCUUCGCGCCGAUAGUGGGAGAGAAGAGACGCGCACACACACACGCACCAAAAAAAACCCAAAAAUCCCCCAAAACCACACUUAGCGGAAACUUGUCAGAGAAUGCUCCUAAAGUCUGGUUUGCUGCUGCUGCUGGUGAUCAGUGCGUCCGCGUCCUACGAAGCCGAGCAGAAUGACUCUGUGAGCCCCCGGAAACCCCGGCUCGCAGCCCAGAACUCAGCCGAGGUGGUUCGCUGCCUGAACAGUGCCCUCCAGGUGGGCUGCGGCGCCUUCGCCUGCCUGGAGAACUCCACGUGUGACACCGAUGGCAUGUACGACAUCUGCAAGUCCUUCCUGUACAGCGCUGCUAAAUUCGACACUCAGGGAAAAGCUUUUGUGAAAGAAAGCUUGAAAUGCAUCGCAAAUGGAGUUACAUCCAAGGUUUUCCUUGCCAUCCGGAGGUGCUCCACUUUCCAAAGAAUGAUCUCUGAAGUGCAGGAGGAGUGUUACAGCAAGUUGGACAUGUGCGGCAUCGCGAAACGGAACCCCGAAGCAAUCACCGAAGUUGUCCAGCUUCCAAAUCAGUUCUCAAACAGGUAUUACAACAAGCUGGUGAGAAGCUUAUUGGAGUGUGAUGAAGAGACUGUCAACACCAUCAAGGACAGCUUGAUGGAGAAGAUUGGUCCCAACAUGGCAAGCCUCUUCCACCUGCUGCAGACGGAUCACUGCUCGCAAGCCCACCCGCGAGCAGACUUCGCCAGGAGACGUAUCACUGAGCCUCAGAAGCUAAAACUCUACUUCAGGAACCUCCGAGGUGAGGGGUCCGUCCCAGCCCACGCCAAGCGCGCCUCUUCCGAAAGUGCGUAACCCCGCCGGGUCGCGCGAAUGGGUGUGUAAGGGAUGCUAAGCACUACCAAAGCUGACGUCUCUCUUCUAGAAGAGUAAUGCACCCAAACCAAGUGUACUGUAGCUAGUUUUAAUAACGACUAGGAACUGGUUUUAGAUUUAGUCAUUGAUAUUUUCUAUUCCUCUUGAACAAACUUUUGCAUGGAUCUGUGUUCAGUGUCUCAGCUUUCCAGCCGUCAGAGUGUCUCCAUCUCUUUUUCUUUUCCCCCAGGAAAAAAUAUCCAAAACGAUCUUAGUCUUAAAUAUAACCAUACAGUAGUCAGGCCUUCAGACAACAAACUCAAAAUGUACUGUAGCGCUAGCACCAUUGAAGUCUGAAGAUUUGGCACCGCGGAGAAUAGCUUAUUCUCCCUCGUAGUAAGCUGGUAGGCGAUGAUAGAUGCACUAACAACUAUUGCACAUCCUGAAGAUGGCAAUGGAAUUCGUGUUAUGAAUCUGUGCUGGCCAUGGACGAAUAUGAAUGUCAUAUUCCAGGUCUCUUAGUGUCCUACAGUCCUAAUCCUUCCACUGCAGCUCCUCUAGCUGGUUAAUUUACCAAACUUGCUAGCUGUGGGUGGUUGUAGUUACCGUGAUCUGGCACCACAGUGCAAAAUGAGCUAAAGCCACCUCUCCCCCACCCGCCCCCCCCAAAUCAGCAGAGGAGCAUUUUGUACUGUGGAAAUCAGUAAAGGAAGUGCCGGUCUAUGGGUAAAGCUAGUCAGAAGGUUACAUAAUCUUGCAUUGUAUUUAAAAGCUAACAUCUAUGUACUGUAUUUAAUUGUCUAAAGCUUUAAAAGAAACCUAACACAAACAAACCCUUUCUUAAGACUAGAGUAUUAAAGGUCUUGCUCUAACUGUGGUAUAAAUAGUUUUAAAAUCUGUCAUGUACUGUACAUAAAUUCCACAAGAGUCUGCUUAAAAGAAGCAGAAUAUAAUAACUUUAUUGCAUAAACUUAGUUUUGUAAGUUAGCUAUUUUUUUUUCCUGGAAACAGUAUCUCUGUCAUAUUCAAAAGUUCGCAUUCUACUUUGUGGCCUUUUUAUAGUGGAAGAGAGAAGAUGUUUAAGACAGAAACGAUGAAGACAGGGCCAGAAACAAGCCUCUCUUUUCAUAGGUAACGUGAGUUGAGACUGGCCAGUCCCGUCUCCGCAGAGCUGCCGUGAACCUUUAACCGUACCCAAGGCAGAGCCCUGCAGGAAAGCUGCUGGGGGCGUUAUCAAAGGCGGACAGAACAACUGCUUUGGCAUCUCAUAGCUGCCACGGGGAGUAAAAAUUUCCUUAAAAAGGCGAUUUCUGGGGAAAGGCAGGUUUUUCCUGCAGCUCUCUUGAACUCUGAACGUGAAACAACGUGCCUGUCUUUAAAAGGACACACGCAGCACGGCUCUGGCAUCUGCCUUUGCUCAGGCGCAGGCCUGCAGC